This is a messenger RNA of Centropristis striata (black sea bass), 3917 nucleotides long. RefSeq names its product Mov10 like RISC complex RNA helicase 1 (gene mov10l1). The transcript is spliced from 27 exons. Bases 214 to 3669 code for a protein of 1151 amino acids. NCBI's taxonomy places the organism in Eukaryota, Metazoa, Chordata, Actinopteri, Perciformes, Serranidae. Gene Ontology annotation, molecular function: helicase activity. The record is from RefSeq and is a predicted model, not a curated record.
GCGGUGUGAACGGAUGUGAAGUGCUGUCUGGCUCCACCCUAACACGUGAACUGCAACGUUACGGUUAGUUUAGUCAAGUUGUAUUGAGAGCGGUCAUUGAAAAAUAACCGAACAGUUCCUUUGUUCGUUAAAUAAUGCUCUCAAUUACUUUUGUCUUCACGCUGCCCGUCGCCCUUUAGCUAAGCUUGCUACUUCAGCUACCAUUUUGCAGACAUGCUUACUGCUGUGCGGUGUAUGCUCUCUAAGCUGGUUUCUCCAUUGUGGAGGACUGUAGAGUUGGAUGCAGAAGGCAUUUUCUCCGAUACACCAGGCAUGGAGGACAUUCGCCACCUGCGAGGCAGUGUGGUAACCCAGCUGUGCCUUGACUAUGGCAUGAUAGACGAUGCAGUCUACUUCACAAGUGGAGAGGUGUUGGGCGGGAUGCCACUGAAACAAGGGGACGUGGUGAACUGCAUAGCAGUACGAGAUGGUGCCCAAGGGGGAUGGAAAGCUUUAAGGGUGGAGAAGAGUGCAGAUGCUUGGGAGGAUGGGGGAACAACCUCCCUAGAAGCUGACACUAUGCAGCUGCGGCCUCUCAUUGGCACAGUCACAUCAUUUGAUGGAGAUGGCGGCUACAUAAACCGUACCACAUACUUCCCACGCUUCAGUCUAUGUGAAGGUUAUGAGCCUAUGAAAGGAGACUGGGUCCAAGCAAAAUAUUUUAUCAAUCCUACCAAGUGGACCACCCAGGCUCAUUCUGUGACCCCUUUACGCUACUGCCGCCUAGACCAGGUGAAUGUCACCAGCAUGUAUGGUAAAAAUGGAGUGGUGGACGACAGUGUGUUCUUUAGCCUGGACUCUCUGCUGCUGCCUGCCGACUACCAGCCUUCACCCGGGCACCUGGUCAACCUAAUAAUGGUGGAGAGCAGUCAGUCCUUCUACUGUUGGAGGGCCCUCUGCAUGGCACCUUGCCACGAGUGUUGCAGUGGAAAUAUUUCACGUCUCCCAGGGGCUGAACUUCAGAACAUCUUGGAAAACAAAGGGGGGCUAGAUGUAACAUUCUAUGGCCAGUUUGGGGAUCUGAUGAUUGAGGAGAACCGAGAGCUGGUGCUCUGGAUACAAAACAAAGGCUCAGAGACCCACAGACUGAAGUGCUGUGACUUUGCUGGCUGGGACUCAGAGGAACAGUUCACCCUCGUUACUGACAAAGGCUCUACACAACUGAGACAAAAACAACAGUGUUUGCAAGAAAACUCUGAAAAACCUUCAGAAAAACAGGCCAGCAGCGCAAAAGAGGACAACAGGGAAUAUGUUGAUGUGCAGAAGGGUGCCAUCCAUUUCACUGGUGCAAGGAGAGAUGACAGAGAGGUGGAUAUUCCACCAGGAGAGAGGUUGUCUAUUGUAGUAGCCUGCCAAGCGAAGAGCCUAGGAAGCUGUGCUGAGCUGCUUCUGCUGCACUUCUCCUCUUUCACCAUUGGGAGGCGCCUGGAGGUCACAGUAGGUAGUAAAGAGGAGAACCUGCUGCAGCCGUCUCAGCCCUACAGUCCAAGAGGUGAACGUCCCGUCUCAACAAUGCCUUCUCACGUGAUCACCGUCUCUGCUCCUGAAAACACGCCAAGGCCUAUGAAGCGGCGGCUGCCAAACUACCUACCUAACUUCCCAUUGCCCCAGUCUCUCAGAGACUGUGUGGAGGCACAGAGUGACGUGCUGGUGGUUCAUCAAUGUCUAGGAGAGGUGCUGUCACCAUCCAACAUGCAUUCACGCUUUUCAGUCCUUCUUUGGCUGGAAGAGUUGCAUGCAGAGAGGGAAAUUAAAGAAUUCACAAUCAACGGGGCUCUUCUUAGGAAAGGAGCAGCCUAUCUGCAUCUAGAGGUCCUUGGGUUGGCCGAAGGAAGACCCAGUCUUAAUAUUGGUGAUAGAAUAGUGCUGAAGAAACCUCGAAGUGCUGGUGUGGUAAUGGAGUACAUUAGUUAUGUCACAGAGAUAAAUGAUGAGACGGUGAGUUUGAGAGUGAACUCAGAAUUUCAGCGCAGCUACCUAGGGGAGCCUCUUGAUGUCGAGUUCUCUUAUAACAGAUUGACCAUGAGGCGGUGUCACAACGCACUUGAGCAGACAAAACAGUUUGGGGAGAUUCUCUUCCCCUCCAGAGUGACUGUUCAGACCCCUCAGUGGACAGGAGAGUGGGUAGAGGACGCAGACCUGAACAAAACAAUGGAGGUCAAUGAGGCUCCAGCCAUGGAAAACGGAAAGGUGUCAAGCAUUUCCAUCGACAUGAAGACAAAGGCCACACAGACUAAAGAUGGUAGACUUCCAUCCAAACCAAUCCCCAGCAAAGGGCACUUCUUUAACCCAGACCUGAACCCCCCUCAGAGAGAGGCAGUGAAGAGGAUCCUGGCAGGAGAGUGUCGACCCAUUCCUUAUGUCCUGUUUGGACCUCCAGGCACCGGAAAGACCAUCACCCUUAUAGAGGCCAUACUACAGGUUUACCACUUUCUGCCCAGUAGUCGCGUACUCGUAUGUACUCCUUCCAACAGUGCUGCUGACCUCAUCUGCGUUCGCCUACAUCACAGUGGUUUCCUGCAUGCUGCAAGUUUGGCCCGUGUCAACGCAUCCUGUAGGCAGGACCAGUCCAUCCCAGAGGUGCUGAGACAGUACUCCAAGGCAGGAGAGGACAUCCGUCAUGCCUCUUUUCACAGGAUUGUGGUCAGCACCUGCUCCAGCGCUGGCAUGUUCCAUAAUAUAGGACUACAAGUGGGACACUUCACCCAUGUGUUUCUGGAUGAAGCUGGCCAGGCCACAGAACCAGAGUCACUGAUCCCCAUGAGCUACGUGUCAGAAAGAGAUGGACAAAUAGUGUUGGCCGGAGACCCCUGUCAGUUGGGUCCGAUAGUGAAGUCCAAGCUGGCCUCUGCCUAUGGCCUGGGGGUGUCUUUGUUGGAGAGGCUGAUGGCGAACCCACUGUACUCGAGACAUGACUGGGGAUACAACCCUAAACUGGUGACUAAGCUGAUCUACAACUACCGUUCUCAUGAGGCUUUGCUCACACUGCCCUCCAAGCUCUUCUACAAGAGUGAACUGUGUUUUAAAGCACCAAGGGCUGUAGUAGACUCUCUCUGCCAGUGGAAAACCCUGCCCAAAAAAGGCUUUCCACUCCUCUUCCAUGGAGUAAGGGGCACAGAAAUGAGGGAAGGUAACAACCCGUCGUGGUUCAACCCAGUGGAGGCUGUACAGGUCAUGCUCUACUGCUGCCAGCUCGCCAAGAAGCUCUACAACCCUGUGGAUGCCUCCAACAUUGGCAUUAUUGCCCCCUACAAGAAACAAUGUGAGAAGAUUCGAGUGCUGCUGGGUAAGGUAGGCCUUUCUGACAUCAAAGUGGGCUCAGUGGAGGAGUUCCAAGGACAGGAGUUCCUGGUCAUCAUCAUGUCUACGGUGCGCUCUAAUGAAUCGGUACAGAGUGAUGAUUUGCAGAGUGCGCUCGGCUUUCUGGCCAACCCCAAACGCUUUAACGUGGCCAUCACUCGUCCUAAAGCCCUGCUCGUAAUUGUUGGAAACCCCCACAUUCUCAUCAGGGAUCCAUGCUUCAAUACUCUGCUGCAGUACUGUUUCAUCAAUGGGGCAUAUCUGGGCUGCGACCCCCCUCCCUCCCUUAGAGACACUCAGAUAGUUGCAGAAGAGCAAAGGGCUGCAUAAGAGGACUAUGAAAUCAUGGAUGAUGUACCUCAGCUCCGUAAACCUGACUGUCUUAUUGUGAUCUAAGUUUUUUUUCCCCCUCACAUUUCCAUGGCUUGUCUCUCUUUUGACUGUUUGCAAAGUGAGCUGUCGUUGUUCUAAUCAGUGUUAACUGAAUUGGUUUGAAAAGAAAAAAAAUGUUUCUGCGAAAGCCAAAUGCAGUUCUGUUCGGGGGGUAGAAAUAAAGAUGACGCUUGUGUGCUGCAUAA